Messenger RNA from Oncorhynchus mykiss (rainbow trout), 5235 nucleotides. RefSeq names its product SET domain containing 3, actin histidine methyltransferase (gene setd3). Gene Ontology annotation, biological process: peptidyl-lysine monomethylation; peptidyl-lysine trimethylation; actin modification. The record is from RefSeq and is a predicted model, not a curated record. Gene Ontology annotation, molecular function: protein-lysine N-methyltransferase activity; protein-L-histidine N-tele-methyltransferase activity; protein binding. NCBI's taxonomy places the organism in Eukaryota, Metazoa, Chordata, Actinopteri, Salmoniformes, Salmonidae.
CACACCUAUCAACAGCCAAUACAAAUCAAGAAAUAUAACUUUGUUGAUGUUGGUAUAGAACGUUUUCGCUCCAAUCACAUAGUUAGAAAACGGUGUUCCAGGCAUAGCUCGCCCAAAUCAACAUCAUGUUUGGUUUCGCUCGCCUACCGUGUGGAAGAGGAUUGUGCACAGUUUGACAGGAGAGGAACUACUGCACUCCAUUUACGCUGCACCAUGGGAAAGAAGAGUCGAGUGAAGACUCAGAAGUCGGGGACAGGCGCCAUGGCUGUGGUCUCCCCCAGAGAGAUGAUAAACCUCAUAUCGGAGCUCUUACAGAAAUGCAGCAGUGCUGCCCCUUCUCCAGGGAAAGAGUGGGAGGAGUACGUCCAGAUACGAGGCUUGGUGGAGAAGAUCCGGAAGAAACAGAAAGGUAUCUCAGUGAUAUUCGAGGGCAGCAGAGAGGAGUUCUUCCCGACACUGAUGGCGUGGGCUCAGGAGAGUGGAGCGUCCUGCGAGGGUUUUGAGAUCGCCAACUUUGCUGGCGAGGGCUUCGGCCUCAGGGCCACCAAGGACAUCAAGGCAGAGGAGCUGUUUCUGUGGAUCCCCAGGAAGAUGCUGAUGACUGUGGAAUCAGCCAAGAACUCUGUCCUGGGUCCCCUGUACAGCCAGGACCGUAUUCUCCAGGCCAUGGGUAAUGUGACUCUGGCCCUCCACCUGCUGUGUGAGCGGGCUGACCCCUCCUCCCCCUGGCUGCCCUACAUCAAGACCCUCCCCGGGGACUACGACACCCCUCUCUACUACGAGGAGGAGGAAGUACGCCACCUGCUGUCCACUCAGGCCAUCCAGGACGUCCUCAGCCAGUACAAGAACACCGCUCGGCAGUACGCAUACUUCUACAAGGUCAUCCAGACUCAUCCGACCACCAGUAAACUGCCCUUGAAGGACGCCUUUACGUACGACGACUACAGAUGGGCGGUUUCCUCGGUGAUGACCCGUCAGAACCAGAUUCCUACAGAGGACGGUAGCCGCGUCACCCUCGCCCUCAUCCCCCUCUGGGACAUGUGUAACCAUACCAACGGUCUGAUCACCACUGGUUACAACCUGGAGGAUGACCGGUGUGAGUGUGUGGCUCUGCAGGACUACAAAGAGAACGACCAGAUUUACAUAUUCUAUGGGACGCGGUCCAACGCUGAGUUUGUGAUCCACAACGGCUUCUUCUUCCAGGAGAACGCCCACGACAGGGUCAAGAUCAAACUGGGCGUGUCCAAGAGUGAACGGCUGUACGCCAUGAAGGCGGAGGUGCUGGCUCGCGCUGGCAUCCCCUCGUCUAGUAUCUUUGCCCUGCACUGCAGCGAUCCUCCAAUCUCUGCCCAGCUGUUGGCCUUCCUCAGAGUCUUCUGUAUGACCGAGGAAGAGCUGAAGGACUACCUGGUAGGAGAACAUGCCAUCAAUAAGAUCUUCACCCUGGGAAACACCGAGUUCCCUGUGAGCUGGGACAAUGAGAUCAAACUGUGGACUUUCCUGGAGACCAGGGCUGCCCUGCUGCUCCAGACCUACAAGACCAGCUCCCAGGAUGACCAGUGUGCGUUGGAGAAGCCCGGCCUCUCUCUCCACUCCCGCGUUGCCAUCCAGCUGCGCCUGGCUGAGAAGCAGAUCCUAGAGAAGGUGGUGGCCAGCGGCAAGGCCAAGCGCCUGCACUUCCAGCAGCAGCAGGAGGAGGGCGCUCCGCUGCCCCGCUAUGAGGAGAGCGACAUCGCCCUGCUGGAGAAUGCCGAAGCCGACGACAAACUGCCAAUCAUCCUGAGGAAACUAGAGGAGGAGGACGAGGAGGGAGACGAUCAGGCAGCGGUGGAGCAGGUGUUGGCUCAGGUACAGCAGCUGGGACACGGGGGCGCAGCCAGGGAUCUAGCCCCCCUCAUAGUCAACGGGGAUGGUGGGAAGGUGGUGGUCAACGGGAAUGGUACGGACGCUAGCCCAGUCCUGCAGGUUGGAGACGCUAGCCCGAUCUCCUCAGACGCAGGCCGAAGUGUUAGCCAAGCCCAGGACACUAGCCCUGCUCAGGAGGGGGAUAAUGUGGAUGCUAACUCCACCAUGCCUGACACUGCUGUCCCUGCAACCACCCAGGAACAGGAAGGCCAAACCAGGAACGGAGACGAGGCUACUGCUUCUCUCUCACUGGGAGUGGACUUGGACCUGAGUGCGGAACGAACUGGAGACGAGCCCAAAGUCAACAUUGAAUAGAUGGAAUCAUCAUCUAGCUAACCGUUAUUGCAGAAGAAGAGCAGCAGUCAGCCAGUCAGUCAGCCCUUUUCUAUUUCUUUAUUUUUGUCUCUCUAAAGUGACUCAGAAAUAAAGGAGCUAAGAAUAAAAAAUAAAAAACAGAAUUUGAAUUUUUAAAUGGUAGAACUUUUCACUAUCUGUCCAUUUCGUUGGUUCGUCCCUCCUUCCAUGGCUUUGUUAUUAGUGCCUUUCUACCUACCAACCGCUCCCGACUGCUUGCACACUGCCAGUCAGUGUCUCCCCCAUCGGCCUUCUGUCUGAGCAUUAGAAGUUUGUCAUUUACAUGAAAAACUGGCUUUUUGUUGUUGAGGUUUGAACAGUGCUUUACUGGUUUACAUUGACUUUAUUCACAUACAAGCUGUGAGAGAACGGUAGGGAUCAACAAUGGCAGGGGACGACCCUGGUUUCAGUUCCACUACUGUAGGUUGAACAGAAGGAAAGAAAUUAGAUUUGAAUUGUAUUUAAUUUAGUCUCGAGCAAGCCAAAAUCUCAUCCUAACCCUUUACCUCUGUCAGUUUAUUACUGUAGUUUAUCUUAACGCUGCAAUAUGUGUUACUUUUUGGGAAACCUGACCAAAUUCACAUAGCAAUGGGAUUUUUAGAUCUGUCAUUUUCAUUGAUAGUAAGUUUAAGAAGUGUUAGAUCAGUUCUAUGUACGCUAUUUCUAUGUUUCCUAUUCUUAAGUUUAGUUUUUGAGUCUUUUACUUUCGCUUUAGUACAAAUACAAUUUUUGGGGUUAUUGAUAAGAUAUUUCACAGCGGUUUGUUUUGUUACAAACUGAAAUUACUGAAUUUUUGAAACCAGGAAAUGGCGCAGCGAUUUCUGCAUAUUGCACCUUUUAAUACACACCUAGUAUAAUUUCACAAUCUUUUUCUCUGGCUCUUUGUUCUCUGUUUGAGAUCAUCACUUCCCCUCUCUCUCUUCUCGCGCUGCACUUCCUGGUUUUACUCAAUAGCUUUUUAAAUACAACUGAAGGAAACUGCUGGCACAAAAUGUCCUGUGCACUUCUUCUGGGAACAAUCAGUAUUUUAUUUCUUUACUCAAGAGUAUGAAGUACCAUUUGAAAUGUAAUGGAAAGGAUAAUAUGUGUGUUGAUUGAGUGAAAUUUGAUGGCUAAAAUCAGGUGAUUUGGGUCUUCUUUUUUUUUUUCUUCAUUUAAAACUUUAUUAUGAAUGUACCUCAGCUCUUCAAGUUGCAAAUUGAAUCACCCAAGGAUGAGUUUCUGUUGUGAUGAAGAAUAUGACUAACGCUAGUCCAUAUUAUGAGAGCCAUAAUUCAGAAUGGUGACGAAGUCGAACCUUCAGCGAGACACGACAAGACGUGGUUCACACAAAGGACUUCUGCUCAUUUCACUUAGAUGCUGGUUUUGUAGUUCGACAUCCUGAAACGGUGCAAACUAUUUUUGUUACUCCUCCCUCCACACCAGAAACGAGACAAACAACCCGUUAAUAAAGAGGUCUCUGAUCCAAUCGCAAAUUUUCAACGUAUGUUUUUUUUUGUCUGUAUUGACAUCUGCUCUAUGUUCAGCUUAGUUAGUUUUUUUUGUCUGUAUUGACAUCUGCUCUAUGUUCAGCUUAGUUUGUUUUUUUUGUCUGUAUUGACAUCUGCUCUAUGUUCAGCUUAGUUUUUUUUUUUUGUCUGUAUUGACAUCUGCUCUAUGUUCAGCUUAGUUAGUUUUUUGUGUUAGCCAAUAAAUGGCUAUCGAAACAUGAUGUGGAGUUUAGCUCUCUCUCCGUUAGAUGCCUAAGCUCUUAAAUAACCCCGUAACUCCAGUACAGUAGCUGUUAUUGUCAUUUCAUCUGUUAGCAGACAGCGGUUCAUGUCGGCACAGGGAGCUAAUUCAUUGGCGGCUGCAUACUCGUCUCUCCCGCGCGACGGACGGACGGACGGACGGACGGACGGACGGAUUUGAGCGGCCAUUUUUAAUAGGCCAUGCACAAGCAGUUUAUUUUCGCCUUUCUCCAAAGUGUUAGCUCGCGCUACUUAAUUCUAAUUUGUCUAUCUGUUCAUGCUGUUACCAACUGCAAAACGAGAGUUGCUCCGAAGUCUAUUCUGCUGUAUAACGCAACUAUAAAAGGGGCUCGUUUUCUACCUUUGUUGAAGUAUCACCUUGUUUCCUGCUGCAUACUGUGCUUUGUCGCACUCCGACCUCUCAUCAUGGACGGGUUUGUUCCUGUAUUUUGAUUGACUCCCACUGGACUACUACCACUACUUGCCAUUUUGUACGAUUCUCUACCAGUCUUUACCUGCUGCUUCUCUAAAGAUUGUUUCCAGUUAGUGUAGUGUACAGUUACUGAGAAUUCUUCCUACUGAUUUAACCAAUCACACUCUCCAAGCAAUUCUCAGCACCCUGUUCUAUCUAGCCACAAAGUCCUCACCAGCUCGCCUCUUCGCCUGGUCCCAGGUCUGUUUGUGCUCUUGCCCAACCCCAUUGCUGUCAUUGUCAAGCCAAUGAGUGACAAGGAGUUGGCAUGAUGGCACAAACAGAUGAGCACUCGGGCUACCUUUACAAGCCUGGUCCAAGAUCUGUACUCUGUGCUUUAGCUAACUCCUCUGACAGUGAUAGUUGGUGGUAACGUUUAGACUUUUGCAGGGUUCUCGUGACCAUAUGAUGAUUAUUGUAAGUACAGUGUAACUGUUGAAAUGAUUCAUUGUUACUGUACAUGACAGCAACUCUAGUCUCGGGGAACCAAGGCUUCUCACAUUCUGGCAACAAGACCAGGUUUGAAAGGAUGUCCCUACGAGACUACCCUAACCUUUACCUUAAACGCAGUGUAAGUACAGUGACAAGUUGGCACAAUACUUCUUACACUGUACAACAUACAGAUCUAGGAUCAGUCCAGCUCACCACAUUGCAGUAGUUUGAGGUUGGUCCCGUGUGAUGGUGACAGAAGGUUGCGAUGGACAACACAGAAUAGUCAUGAAACUGUCCACAUGGAAGCGCCACAGAUUAAAGUGACUCUAAUUUCUCACCUCC